AUGUCGUGUGAGGAGGCGCAACUUCACAAAGAGCGGCUGCAGGCCCUUACGGAAAAGAGAAAACGACAAACUGAAAUUGAGGAAAAAAGAAACCAGCUGGAUGACCUGGUGCUGCAGCUUCAACAUGUCAAGUCCAAAGCCAAGCGAGAGAAAUGGCUCCUCCAGGGAACUGUGGUGGAGGAAGAGGAGGCCCGGAGGAAACAGCUUGAGCAGGAUGAAGAGCAGGGGAAGAGGAUCGAGGACAUCAUCCACAGACUGGAAUCAGAAAUAGGCACUCUGGAAAGUGAGGAGUCGCAGAUAUCGGCCAAAGAGCAGGUGCUACGGGAGCGGCUAAAAAAGACGGAACGCUCCAUUGAGGACUUGCAGAAGAGUCUCAUGAAUCAGGAUGGAGAUGCUAAAGGCUGCAUGUCGGACCGUGGCCAUUCCAGCACAGAGCAGCUCGUGUGGACCGGCCCGCCAGCUUCUGGAGACCACGUCACGUCCAGACCUGCAAUGUUUGCCAUGGAGAUCAACGUACAGCGUGACCCGCACACCGGGGAGCAGCGCGUCCUGUCAGCCAGCCGCGUGAGCCCCUCAGAGGCAGCCACCCGAGGGGUGAAGGUCUUCGAUGAUGGGAAGAAGGUGGUGUACGAGGUGACCGCUACUGGGGCCGUGUCCACCACCACCAUGGAGAAUGGCUGGAGCUCCAGCCAGGUGGACCACCUGAUCCAGCAGGCGGCUCGGCCUGUGGUCCGAGGGGACAGUAUGAGGGGACGUGUGAACGUGACCACAGCCAAACCUGAAGACGACCUGUCGCCCCCAUCCUGCCCACCACCCUCCAUCCCCUCCAGCCCCCCAGCCCAGGUGUCCCUUCAGAGAGAGCCUCAGCUGGGCAUGCUUCCCCCCUCAGCCCCCAUCACCACUCAGCCAGGUGCACACGCCAGUCUAGACCCAUCCUCAGAGAACCCCGUCACCAUGGUGUUCAUGGGCUAUCAGGACGUCGAGGACAGCGACAGACUGCUGGGCUACGAUGGAGCGGUCAAGGCUGAGGUUGUUCUGAUCGAUGAAGACGAUGAGAAGUCUCUGCGGGAGAAGACGGUUACAGAUAUAUCUGCCAUAGACGGCACCGCAGCAGAUCUGGUGUCGGGGCGUCCCGCCACCUCUGAGGCUGCCAGUACAGAACUGUCCUCAGAGGGACGCGAUAGUGCAUCAUCACCCAUCGUCAACCAGGAAGCCACAGCCCCGCCCCCUGGCCUGACCCCGCCCACAGGCUACAUCCCAUCAACGGGGGUUACCGUGACAACAGCAAAUGGAUGUGAGGCUCCCAUUCUGACCAGACACCUGCACACUGCCAUGAAAUCUUGGCUGGACGCUGAGGAUGUGAGUGAGCCUGUCCCCAGAGAUCAAGCCCUGAAGAGCGUUAGUUUCCAGGACUCAGUCUGUGUCAUCAGUGACCGGCCCGCGAUGGAGCUGGCGCAGAUCCAACGUGGCCACCUGGGCGUGUCCCACAGUGCAGCUGCUCUGAAAGACACGACCGACACUGAGGUUGUUCAGGAGAUCUGCUACUUGGACCAGGUGCUGGACGCUGCCUCAGAUGCACCCACCAACGGAGACUCGACGGAGCACCCCUCUGUGGAUGGGUUUACCCUCUGUGCCACGUCACAUGACCAGCACUCUCCAAUCCACACCAACGGGCACACGGCGGAGGACUACGGUCAGAGCAAGCCCAAGUUUGAACUGAGGGCUUUUCAUGAGGAGAAGAAGCCCGCCAAGCUGUUCUCCCCCGGGGACCAACCACCGGUCAGGGUGAUGCGAAGGCGGCCCACGGAGGAGGUACAGGAGUUGGAGCGUGAGCGCCAGGAGCUGAUCAAGGACCAGGCUGUGAAGAAAAACCCAGGCAUCGCCACUCGCUGGUGGAACCCUCCUCAAGAGGUUCCUCUGGAGGAGCAGCUGGACGCAGACCAGCUUGAAUCCUUGAAAAAAUAUCAAGAAAGAAAGCAGCAGAGACAAAGUCAUCCCUGCACCUACACACAGCCUGACGUGUGCGGGCCUCCCACCGUAGUGAGCUUUGACCCUCAGCUCAUUCGCAAAGAUGACAUUGUUGAGGAGCAGAUCGAUUUCAGUUUGGCCCGAAAGCAGUUCCUCCAAGAAAACAAGAAGGACAUCGCGCCUCAGAUCUACUCCGCCAAACCCUUCGCCAAAUCCCGAACCAGCCAGGGCAACAGCGACAUCAUCACCGAGACCCCAGACAGCCACGUGACCUGGUCCGACGAGGGGAUUGGGGGCGACUUCAUGUGUGCGCGAGCUGUCAUGACCAUCGUGCCUGAAGACGAAGAAGCCAAAGCCCAGUUUCAGUCCGGAUUUCACCCAGAAGAGUCGGACUCCGGGCUGGACGAGCUAUCCGUACGCUCCCAGGACACGGCCACUUUCAGUUUGGAUAACAUCUCGGACAGCAGUGCGUCACUACCACCCACCCCGCUGCUCCUAACUCCGCAACCCACCACUCCCGUCAACGGGCAAAGCUGCGGCAGUCCCUCCGAAGAGGAUCUGGACUUCCACGCAGGAGUUCUUGUCGAAAACGUGAUACAAAGCGCGCUGGCGGCUCAGAACGGGGGCGAAUGGCGUGCAUCGUAUUCCGACUCCAGCGCACCUGCGUCUCCACCCGCUUCCAAACAACCCUUAUCGAGUAGCCCUCUGCCCGGGUCUUCAAGCAACAGUGUCCAAUCUUCUAUCUGCUCCAGCCCUGAUGUCAAAGCCCAAGAAAAGCACUCCGAAACUCUCCAAACGCCUUCUCCGCCACGCUCUCAGCCGGUAUCGCCACCAGCGCGACCCAGAAACGGCGGGCCCAGGAUCAAAAUCCAGUCUUCUUACGCCAGAGCUCUUGCUGCAUCCACUCCCGCGGUAACACCAGCGCCUACUCAAGAAACAUCAGUGACCAGACCAGCUCCAGUGUACCGCCCUCCAUCUUCCCCAAGCCCGAAUAAACCCGAAUUCAGCUAUUUCAGCAAGUAUUCAGAGGCGGCUGAGCUUCGUAGCACGGCGGCGGUGGCAAAAGGCCCGGAAGUGGAGCCCGCCAGUGGGCCGUUCCGUUUGCGGUCCAAGAAGCAGCGCACGUUGUCGAUGAUCGAAGAGGAGAUCAGGGCGGCGCAGCAAAGAGAAGAGGAGCUGAAGAAGCAGCGCGAUAACGUGCCUACUGUGGUGGUCAGGGCCUCCAGCGGUGGGACUAAUGGAAGCAGCAGCAGUAAUAACGGGCCAGUGAGGACCGGAGCGAGGAAGACCACCAUAACUCCAGCGGAUAAGAUGAAGAGCAACAGUCUGUCCACCAGGCUCACGCUGACGGCAAAGACAGCACCAGGGAAGAUCGAGAAAGUGCGGCCUGCUCCUCCCGUCUCCCCUUCCCCGUCGGAAGGAGCUCUGUCUGACGCUGGCAGCGAGGACUCCACCGGAUCACGGCCCAAAAACUUCAUGCAGACGCUGAUGGAGGAUUAUGAAUCACACAAGGUCAAGAGGAGAGAGAAGAUGGAGGACUCUCAAUACGCCCGUUUGCUGCUGGCCAGUAAAGUGACCCACGAGGUCCUGGAAGCUACACGCGUCACCCGAAGAAAGAGCGACAUGGCCAUGAGAUGGGAGGCCGGUAUCUAUGGUAAAGAGGACGGCCAAGAGGGGGGAGAAGAGGAAGAGGAAGAGGAGGAGGAGGAGUAA
Messenger RNA from Knipowitschia caucasica, 3681 nucleotides. The record is from the annotation of a GenBank genome assembly. Lineage: Eukaryota; Metazoa; Chordata; Actinopteri; Gobiiformes; Gobiidae.